This is a messenger RNA of Hordeum vulgare subsp. vulgare (domesticated barley), 2610 nucleotides long. RefSeq names its product phenylalanine ammonia-lyase-like. Gene Ontology annotation, cellular component: cytoplasm. Gene Ontology annotation, biological process: L-phenylalanine catabolic process. NCBI's taxonomy places the organism in Eukaryota, Viridiplantae, Streptophyta, Magnoliopsida, Poales, Poaceae. The record is from RefSeq and is a predicted model, not a curated record. Gene Ontology annotation, molecular function: ammonia-lyase activity. The coding region runs from base 192 to 2333 and encodes 713 amino acids. The transcript has 2 exons.
UCUCCCUCCGUUCCUCUCCAAGAAGAGCCUCACCUUCUUCUGCAAUCUGAGCUCCUCUUCAGCUUCAGCGCUAGUCCAACCUCGAGACACACACACCUAUCAGCAGUUCACCACUACAACAAGUCAUCAAGAUACACAUACACCCUCCCGGUUUAUAGCUUAUUAGCUUUAGCACUUCCUUGCAUAUCUCGAUGGAGUGCGAUAACGGGCACGUGGCCGCCAACGGCGACGGCUUGUGCGUGGCACAGCCGGCGCGGGCCGACCCAUUGAACUGGGGCAAGGCGGCGGAGGAUCUGUCCGGGAGCCAUUUGGAUGCCGUGAAGCGGAUGGUCGAGGAGUACCGUAAGCCGGUGGUGACCAUGGAGGGCGCCAGCCUGACCAUUGCCAUGGUCGCCGCGGUGGCUGCUGGCAGCGAGACCAGGGUGGAGCUCGAUGAGUCCGCUCGCGGCCGUGUCAAGGAGAGCAGCGACUGGGUCAUGAACAGCAUGAUGAACGGCACCGACAGCUAUGGUGUCACCACCGGCUUCGGCGCCACCUCUCACCGGAGGACCAAGGAGGGCGGCGCUCUGCAGAGGGAGCUCAUCAGAUUCCUUAACGCUGGAGCCUUCGGCACCGGCAACGACGGGCACGUUCUGCCUGCGGCGGCGACCAGAGCGGCGAUGCUCGUCCGUGUCAAUACCUUGCUGCAGGGAUAUUCAGGCAUUCGCUUUGAGAUACUCGAGACGGUCGCCACACUUCUCAACGCCAACGUGACACCAUGCCUGCCGCUCCGGGGCACGAUCACCGCGUCCGGUGACCUCGUCCCGCUUUCCUAUAUUGCGGGCCUGGUAACCGGCCGCCCAAACUCGAUGGCCACGGCUCCGGAUGGCACGAAGGUUAACGCUGCAGAGGCAUUUAAGAUCGCCGGCAUCCAGCACGGCUUCUUUGAGCUGCAGCCCAAAGAAGGCCUUGCGAUGGUUAACGGCACCGCAGUGGGCUCUGGGCUCGCAUCCAUGGUGCUUUUCGAGGCUAACAUCCUUAGCCUCCUUGCCGAGGUCCUGUCGGCUGUCUUCUGUGAGGUCAUGAACGGCAAGCCGGAGUACACUGACCACUUGACCCACAAGCUGAAGCACCACCCAGGGCAAAUCGAGGCUGCCGCCAUCAUGGAGCACAUACUCGAAGGUAGCUCCUACAUGAUGCUUGCGAAGAAGCUUGGAGAGCUCGACCCAUUGAUGAAGCCAAAGCAAGAUAGAUAUGCACUCCGCACGUCGCCGCAGUGGCUUGGCCCUCAGAUUGAGGUCAUCCGUGCUGCCACCAAGUCGAUUGAGCGAGAGAUCAACUCCGUCAACGACAACCCACUCAUCGACGUCUCCCGUGGCAAGGCUAUCCAUGGUGGCAACUUCCAGGGUACACCCAUCGGUGUGUCCAUGGACAACACCAGGCUUGCCAUUGCUGCGAUUGGCAAGCUCAUGUUUGCCCAAUUCUCAGAGUUGGUGAACGACCUCUACAACAACGGUCUACCUUCCAACCUUUCCGGUGGGCGCAACCCGAGCUUGGACUAUGGCUUCAAGGGUGCCGAGAUUGCCAUGGCCUCGUACUGCUCUGAGCUCCAGUUCUUGGGCAACCCUGUGACCAACCAUGUCCAGAGCGCGGAGCAGCAUAACCAAGAUGUCAAUUCUCUUGGCCUCAUCUCCUCUAGGAAGACCGCCGAGGCCAUUGACAUACUGAAGCUCAUGUCCUCGACAUUCCUGGUCGCGCUGUGCCAGGCUAUCGACCUCCGCCACCUCGAAGAGAAUGUCAAGAAUGCUGUCAAGAGUUGUGUGAAGACGGUGGCUAGGAAGACACUGAGCACCAACAGCAAUGGCCAUCUGCAUAGCGCACGCUUCUGCGAGAAGGACCUUCUUCUCACAAUCGACCGAGAGGCGGUGUUCGCCUACGCCGACGACCCCUGCAGCGCCAACUACCCACUCAUGCAGAAGAUGCGUGCAGUUCUUGUGGAGCACGCCUUGGCCAAUGGCGAGGCGGAGCGCGACGUGGAGACGUCUGUGUUUGCCAAGCUUGCCGUGUUCGAGCAGGAGCUUCGUGCAAUGUUGCCAAAGGAGGUCGAGGCUGCUCGGAGUGCCGUGGAGAACGGUACUGCCACACAACAAAACCGUAUCACUGAAUGCCGAUCAUACCCACUCUACCGGUUUGUGCGCAAGGAGCUUGGAACAGAGUACUUGACCGGCGAGAAGACUAGGUCUCCCGGCGAAGAAGUGGACAAGGUGUUUGUUGCUAUGAACAAGGGCAAGCACAUCGACGCACUGCUUGAGUGUCUCAAGGGUUGGAACGGUGAGCCCCUGCCUAUCUGCUAAGGAUCAAGAACAUGAACAGAUGAUAAUGUGCUUCAAAGUUCAGAAGGCUUCAGAUGUUCUUAGCUGAUAAGUGAUAACACUGUUUUUCCAUUGGAUAUUCUUAAAAGUCGAUGUUUUGUAUUGUUCUUAUAGAGCUGCCGGGUUGUUGCCAAAAAUUGCAAUUGCAUGCUUUGGUAGUGGUAGGUAGCCAGUAGAAUCUCUACGAUGUAGGUUAAAAGGGGUACAAUGUGUGAUAAAUAUUCAUGAGAAAUUUAUGUGUCCCUUUUUUUGAGAUCAA